AUGACUUCCAAUGAGAACUAUGCCGUAUUCCGCGAAUGUCUGUCUAAUGCCAUUGUGGCCCGCUCUGAAGAAAAACCGAAGCCAACGCGACGGAAGCAAAAGGGCAAGCGCACCGAGCGCAAAGACGUAACAACACUCUCCGCAGGGAGAGCAGACCCAGAAGAGCUCGCCGAAUUUGUUGAUGUACAUGCACCCAACCAGACCAACCCAGCGCAACAAGCCCUCAGGCCCAACAAAACCUACACUUUACAGUCAGCAACUAACAAGACCCUAGCUAACAAACCACAGUUUCUAGCCUCAGAAACCUUCGCCAUAUUCCCAGUUCCCCUCCAAACCCUAAGCUACGCAGCCAUCCAACAUGACCCAGCCCUAUCAACCCUCUACAUCCCCCCAGACACCGACACGCCCCUCCCACGCGCCACACUCGAAUCGCUAUUCUCCCCAAUACCAGUCAGCGUAACGGACUCCCUACUCGUCUAUGGCAUAAUCCCCGACGCGUCAGACCUGCUGGACUUCCUCGCGCCUGUGUUGACAGAGUACACAUCGAGCGUGACGACUGGCCCUCCGGCGUGGGCGAGUACGCGCGCGGACGCUUGCGAGAUCUGCGAGCGUGACUGGAUCCCGCUUUCGUAUCACCAUUUGAUUCCGCGCGGGGUGCAUGCGAAGGUUGUUAAGAAGGGUUGGCAUGAUGAGUGGAUGUUGAAUAGUGUGGCGUGGCUUUGUCGCGCUUGUCAUAGUUUUGUGCAUCGCAUGGCGAGUAAUGAGGAGCUGGCUAGGGAGUGGUUUACUGUUGAGAGGAUUUGUGAGAGGGAGGAUGUGAGGGAUUGGGCUAUGUGGGUUGGGAGGGUUAGGUGGAAGGCGAGGUAG
This is a messenger RNA of Penicillium griseofulvum, 867 nucleotides long. Its product is annotated as HNH endonuclease. The record is from RefSeq and is a predicted model, not a curated record. NCBI's taxonomy places the organism in Eukaryota, Fungi, Ascomycota, Eurotiomycetes, Eurotiales, Aspergillaceae. The transcript has a single exon. The coding region runs from base 1 to 867 and encodes 288 amino acids.